GCAUUUAAGGACAAUGACAACAGACUUUAUAUAAACUAGAGGAUUGCUUCCGUCACACUCAGUAGUGCGUUACCAAGAAGGGAUUAUAUGAACAUCUUUGUGAUUUACUAAUUUAUUAUAGGUAAAACAAAUAUCAUCAGUCCAAACUUGAAAAUGCAUCGGGUGUUCGUCAUCACGACAUGCGUACUCGCGAUUGUUGCUGCGGAUUUCUAUAGCUCUCGCUACGACAACUUCGACGUGCAGCCGCUUCUUGAAAACGACAGGAUCCUGCUCAGCUACACCAAAUGCUUCCUCGACCAGGGACCCUGCACUCCCGAUGCCAAGGAUUUUAAAAAAGUAAUACCUGAAGCACUGGAAACGACGUGUGGAAAAUGUACCCCUAAACAGAAACAACUCAUAAAAAAAGUUAUCAAAGCAGUAAUGGAAAGGCACCCUGAGUCUUGGAAACAGCUGGAACAUAAGUUUGACAAGGAUAAUAAAUACCAAGAAUCCUUCAAUAAGUUUUUAGCGGAAGCUGAUUAGAUGACAAUUGCUAUUAGUUUUUUAUAGGCGUUUUAUAGACUGAGCUAUGUUUGAUGUAAUACGUAUAUUAAUGAUAUAUUUUAUUAUAAUAUUAUAAAUUGCAUAUACAUGAACAAUGACAAUUGAUAUUUUGUUACUUUGAUUUAAUUUUACUUUGAAUAUUGAAUACUUAACUACAACGUUACCAUUGAAAUAUGACUUUGUUUUUUGAAUUAAGUACCCAUCGCUGUAGUAUUAAUUAACAAAAAAAGGAACUACAAUGUGGAUUUGUGUCAAAAUUUUCAAGGGUUAUAUUAAAGUAAAAUAUUAAUGUUGUUUUGAUCAGCAAGAGAUUGAAUUAGGUAUAUUUUAUCUAAAACUUUGACCUCUAAACUACUGAAAAAGAAAAAAUCAAUGCACUUCUCUGUGUUUUCAAAACAGUUUGAGUCUCAAAAUUAUAUAGAUGUUCAUUUGUUCUAGCCGAUGCACAUUCAAUUAAAUUACAAUUGAGAGAUAAAUAUUCUAUAAUUAAUUAUCACUCGACCAAAAAUAUUAUUUUUUGCCAGCAUUUAUUUUUAUGUUUCAUACAGAGGUAUUAAUUUCAUUUAGAAGUAGAAAAUAUGAAUAUGCUAUUUAG
Pectinophora gossypiella (pink bollworm) is the source of this 1138-nucleotide messenger RNA. It is a transcript of the gene CSP11, whose product is annotated as ejaculatory bulb-specific protein 3-like. The coding region runs from base 154 to 522 and encodes 122 amino acids. NCBI's taxonomy places the organism in Eukaryota, Metazoa, Arthropoda, Insecta, Lepidoptera, Gelechiidae. The transcript is spliced from 3 exons. The record is from RefSeq and is a predicted model, not a curated record.